UACCUAGCUCACUCCUUGGCCGGUGCUCGCAUCUCUUCGAAAGCGAUAGCCAAAGCCCUCCUGAUCUUCCAGCAAGCUAGCUAGAGCGACGCGCGGCCACGAGCGAGCGAGUGGUGGUGGUGAGGCAGCGUCUCGUGCGUGCGGACGGACGGACAUGAUGGAUCACCUGAGCCUGGUGCCCUACGAGGGAGGCAGCAGCGCCGGCGGUGGCGCCGGCGGAGGGGCCAAGUACAAGGAGUGCCUGCGCAACCACGCCGCGGCCAUGGGCGGGCAGGCCUUCGACGGCUGCGGCGAGUACAUGCCGGCGUCCCCCGACUCCUUCAAGUGCGCCGCGUGCGGGUGCCACCGCAGCUUCCACCGCCGCGCGGGCGGAGGCGGCAUCACGGCGCCGUUCUUCUUCAGCCCGCCUCCUCCUCCGCCGCCCCAGCACCACCACCACCACCCCGUGCUGCAGGGCUUCGUGCCGUCGUCGGCGCCCAUGCGGCCGCCGCAGCUGGCCCUGCCGUACCACGCCGUGCCCCCCGCCGCGUGGCACCACGGCCUGCUGGACCCCGCCGCAGGCGCGCGCUCCGGGUCGGAGACGCCCCCGCGCGCGGACGACUGCAGCCCCGGGUGCGGCGGCGGCGGGAGCGGGAGCUUCGGGCGGAAGCGGCACCGCACCAAGUUCACCCCGGAGCAGAAGGAGCGGAUGCGCGACUUCGCGGAGCGGCAGGGGUGGCGCAUCAACCGUGACGACGGCGGCGCCCUGGACCGCUUCUGCGUUGAGAUCGGCGUCAAGCGGAACGUGCUCAAGGUGUGGAUGCACAACCACAAGCACCAGCUCGCUUCGCCCACCUCCGCCGGCGCCGCCGCGGCUGCAUCUGCUGCGGGGGGCAUCGGCAUGGGCAUGGGCAUGGGCGCCCAUCAUCCAGGACCCCAUGUUGGCACUGGCUCUGACAUUGGCCUGGGCGCGGGCAGCGGCCUUGGCGUUGGCAUGGGUAGCGGCCUUGGCGUUAGCAUGGGCGCCGGCCUUGGAGUUGGCAUGGGUGCCGGCGUCGGCGACGGCGACGGUGACGGCGAUGAUGACGACGACACGGACGACGACUCACCUCCACGGGCCGCCGUCUCGUCCCCUUCCCCCUCCCCCAUCAGCGUCUAGCAAUGAGCACCGAGUUAGCUGUUUCACUCGGGUAGGGAUUAUUAGGUUUAAUUAACGUACUGUCAGCAUGCAGCUGGUGUAAGCGACCCCCUGAUCUCCCGCAUGCCUCCCCCGCAGCGGCCGUGCCGUACGCCGUGGUACCGUAACCAAACCGAGGGCUACUAAUUCUAGCUAGCUAGUAAGCGCUGCUGUUCGUUUCUAGGCUCAUUAUUUUUCUUAUCUUGCUUUAAUCGUACUCCUAGCUGAAGUGAGUGACUAAUCCUGGUAGUAGUCCAAUCAAUCAAGAUUAUUAAUGCUGCGUUAAUCUGUCCGUGGCUGUGCCAGCGCUUUGGGGUUAGUGCCCCGGAAGCUUCUUGGAUCUGUUGCAGUUUCUGAAUUUCAGUGUGUUUGUUUGGUCUGCA
Molecule: messenger RNA, 1539 nt
Organism: Lolium perenne
Lineage: Eukaryota; Viridiplantae; Streptophyta; Magnoliopsida; Poales; Poaceae
Product: zinc-finger homeodomain protein 8-like
Biological process (GO): regulation of developmental process; regulation of DNA-templated transcription
Cellular component (GO): nucleus
Molecular function (GO): transcription cis-regulatory region binding; DNA-binding transcription factor activity
Source: RefSeq, a predicted model, not a curated record